Molecule: messenger RNA, 1709 nt
Organism: Notothenia coriiceps (black rockcod)
Lineage: Eukaryota; Metazoa; Chordata; Actinopteri; Perciformes; Nototheniidae
Product: protein FAM83D-like
Exons: 2
Coding region: 1-864 (287 amino acids)
Biological process (GO): signal transduction; protein localization to mitotic spindle; positive regulation of cell cycle G1/S phase transition
Cellular component (GO): cytosol; mitotic spindle pole
Molecular function (GO): protein kinase binding
Source: RefSeq, a predicted model, not a curated record
AUGUCCAUGAGUCAGCCGCUCAUCAAGUACAACUGGACCGACGGCAAACUGAACAGCAGCAACUUGAUCGAGCUCUCUGGCCAGGUCACAGAGAAAUUUGACGAGGAGUUUCGGAUCCUGUACGCUCAGUCUCAACCUGUGAACACUCGAGGACCUCCGAGUGUCCGGAACAGCGGCAUCUUCGAGCAGCUCCUCAUCAAAAACCUGGGGGCCUGCUCCCCUCACCUGGCCAGAGAGAGGCCUCUUGAGUCAGCGCGUCUCACCAGCACACCGAGCCGCAGAGCCUUAAAUCUCUCUGUCCAGCCCCCGUGUGAAGCCUCGACUCCAGAUAACCACAAAAGCAACCCGGUGUCCAACACCUCCACUUUAGAUGAGGACUGGACGGAGGGGGCGCACACGCAGCAGGAGAUCCUGGCAGGAAGCACGACUCGGCGUUUAUCCGCAGAUCAGCUGACAGAGAAAGAGCCAGCGAGCUCCAUCACCUGCCACGCCUCCACUCAGACCGGCCUGUCGGUGACGGACAGCGACACGCAGACUGACCAACAGAUCACGCCUCAAACCCAGGCUGCCUCUCCGUCCUCUCCCAGCCCGAGCUCAGCAGCAGACGGCUCCUUAAAGCACUGCUUCAACCAGCUGAAGGAGGAGCGCCAGCACCAGUACUCCAACAUCCGCUGCAAGCUGGAGCACAUGGUGACCGCCCUGUCCCAGAGGCGCGAGCUGGCGGACGUCACCAACAUGACUCAGGGGCCUGGAGCUCACAGCCAGCAGAGGGAACACAAAGACAGCGAGCAGGAACCAAACCCCAGAAUGCUUGGUGAAAGUGCGGGCAUGGGCACGUGGCCAAGAGCCAGAUGUGUGCUCUAGUUUGUCCUCUGGGAUUUCUCAGAAGAAGGGUGGCGGGGGAAGAGCGGUGCCAAGGUUUCUGGAGGAUCCUCUGUUUUAAAUAAACGGUUCUGGUUUAUGCAGUAGGUUAUUUUCUUCUUUUUGUAGGUUUUUUUAAAGGACUUUAUUGUCACGGAGGCGUGUGGCUCAGUGGAUAGUGCCUUGGUGUUGGGAUCAGGGUGGCACAGGUUCAAACCCCACUGCAGUCAGCAUGUCGUUGUGUCCCUGAGACACUUCACCCCAAAUUGCUCCUGUGGGGAUUGUCCACAGUAUUGAGUAUGUAAGUCGCUUUGGAUAAAAGUGUCUAACAUGUGAUGUCAAAUGCACUGCUGCAGUGUAGAUAUGCAAGCAAAGGCUUCUCUAACAAUAGAACAUGAAUAUAUAGAAGACAAAAAACAAAUCCAAAUAAAAUAGUGCAAGAGAAUAUUGCAAGACUAGUUUGCAAGUAAUGCAGGAGAAGUUAACUAAAUGCAACUAAAAUAGAAUAAGAUAAAAAUAGAAUGUAAAAUGAAUGCUAUAGUCUGCUUUGCUCACUUUUGUCCUUUUCAUUUUGUGUCCUUUCCACGUCUAAAGCUUUACUUGUGUAACGCAGAACUGUAACCAAAGACACAGUGCAAUAAUACUCUUUUUAAAACAUCUCAGUUUAAUUACAAAUCAUUCACACAGCACAGGCGAUUAACACUGGAUAAUAUCUGCUGUAGUUUGAGUGAAGAGUGCUGUUUUGGUUGUUUAAUCACAGUUGGCUGCUGUUUCUGCUUCUGAACAACAUUCCUGGGGGCUGCUGGCUCUCGCUGCGCUUUGCUAAUAAACAAAGUAGAGUUUUGCUA